AUGGGGGUUGGUGCCAUCUUAGAACCAUUGGUCGUGAUUGUCCUUCUCUUUGGAGGAACAUGGAUCAAUCGCGUGACUACAUCUGCCGUUGCUCACAGUCAUAGCCGUCGACGGUCAUUUAAUGACCCACGAGCCGACUCCCCAGAUCAUCUAGAGUCUGGUUACACGAGCCCGACCCCGAAAGAUGGGCUGUUGAGCCCGAGGUGUCGUUCACCACCGGCUGAGAUCUCCGACGAUGGCUGGCUCAAGCGACAGGUCGGAUUCUUUGGACUAUCAUUUGCCGUGUCAACUCCAGACACCGUUGUUUUCCAGGAUCGUUUGCUCAGCCGCCUGCUUCGAAAAUUGCCUUUCUUGGUGGAAUGCUGGUACUGGGCUCUCGUGUAUUGGACAUAUCAGCUCGGACGUGCCUUUACCGCCGUGACCCUUCAGGAAGGUACCGUUGAUGUCGCCCGGCGACAUGCUCUACAGUUGAUUCGUGCGGAGGAGGCACUAGGAAUCUUUUGGGAGCUUCGGAUCCAGCGCUGGUUUCUCCGGCAUCCUUUGGCCAUGACAUGUAUCAACUGGAUAUACUCAUUCAUCCAUAUUCCUGGCACCAUCGCGUUCCUUGUUUGGCUGUAUUACUAUACCAUCACCCGGAAUCGUGUCGAUGAACCACAGCCGGGGAAACCUCGUGGCUCAGUGAGCGGGUCACCGGCAGGACCACGGUUAUAUCAAGCUCGGAGAAGGUCUCUCGCCGUGUGCAAUCUCCUCGCAUUUGUCGUAUUCACCGUCUGGCCAUGUAUGCCACCUCGACUACUCAGUGAUCCGACUGUCGAAGGCCCCGAGGGAGAGCUGGCACGCAGCUAUGGCUUCAUUGACACUGUCCAUGGAGUCAACGGAGCGGGAAGCGUGUGGACUGAGAACCGCUUUUGCAAUCAGUAUGCCGCAAUGCCUUCCUUGCAUUUCGGAUACUCACUCCUGAUCGGCCUCACCAUAUUGACAAUUCCUCUCCCGCCGCAUCAUCGUCGCCUCGUCCGGACUCGAUUAGGUCCUAUUGGGCUCCGGCUGCCCUCUUGGCGCCGUGCCCUUUGUCUCGUGCUGGGUUUCCUCUAUCCAUUCACGAUCCUGGUAGCCAUCGUGGCCACGGCAAAUCAUUUCAUACUGGAUGCCAUUGUGGGCGCCUUGGUUUGCGGUCUAGGUUGGCGAUUUAAUGACGUGCUUCUGAACCUGCUACCUGUUGAGGACUGCUUCCUUUGGAUUGUGCGGAUUUACAAGCCGGAACCCUCAUCAUUCAGGAUCAUCAAUACAUCCGACGGGUGGGAGUCAGACGAUGUGAUCCCCAGUCAAGCUGUUUUAGCCUAA
This is a messenger RNA of Penicillium maclennaniae, 1341 nucleotides long. RefSeq names its product phosphatase PAP2 family protein. Gene Ontology annotation, molecular function: inositol phosphoceramide synthase activity. The record is from RefSeq and is a predicted model, not a curated record. Lineage: Eukaryota; Fungi; Ascomycota; Eurotiomycetes; Eurotiales; Aspergillaceae. The transcript is spliced from 3 exons. Gene Ontology annotation, biological process: inositol phosphoceramide metabolic process; sphingolipid biosynthetic process. The coding region runs from base 1 to 1341 and encodes 446 amino acids. Gene Ontology annotation, cellular component: inositol phosphoceramide synthase complex.